AUGGCAACUCUGUAUUUUAAAUCACUGUAUGCAGCACCCAUAUCUUGUCCAGUGGAAUAUGGUAGAAGCAACGUAUUCCCACCCAUCCCACCAGAGGAGGUGAUCUUUAUGAAUAGGCUGGUUGUAGAAGCUGAAGUCAAUUACAAAGGUUUGGAGGCCACUAAUAAGGGGAGUGCAUUGGAUUCUGAACGACGGCAAGGAUUUCGUGCUUGCCUUUCCCAAUAUCAUUACUCCGGUUUUCCGUCUCCAAAUUUGCUCCGAUUCCGAUCACACCGAUCUCCGAUCCGUUAUUGCUUUCGAAUUUGUCGUCCUGAAGGAAGCGCGGUAGUUUUCUUUUUUGUAGAGAGUUCCAAGAUGUCCAUGUCUGAUUCUGAUACGUCGUCGCAGGGCGGGGAGUACAAAACUUUCCGCCAAAUUAGCCGUGAUAGAUUGUUGUACGAAAUGCUUCGAUCAACGAAAAAGGGAGAAUCAAAAUCAACUUGGAAGGUGCUUGUCAUGGACAGAAUGACUACUAAAGUAAUGUCAUACGCAUGCAAGAUGGCAGAUAUUACUGAGGAGGGAGUUUCAUUGGUGGAAGAUAUACACAGGCGACGGCAGCCUUUACCUACUAUGGAUGCUAUAUAUUUUAUUCAGCCAACCCAAGAGAAUGUAGGUAUCUUCUUGUCUGAUAUGUCUGGGAGAUCUCCUUUGUACAAAAAGGCAUUUGUUUUCUUCAGUUCUUCUGUACCAAAAGAACUGGUGGGCCAGAUAAAGAGGGGUGUUGGUGUUUUACCUCGCCUUGGUGCCUUGAGUGAGAUGAAUUUGGAAUUCUUUGCGAUAGAUAGUCAGGGUUUUAUUACUGAUAAUGAGAGGGCCCUGGAGGAGCUUUUUGGGGAAGAAGAGAUUUCACGCAAGGGCGAAGCAUGUUUGAAUUCAAUGGCAACCAGGAUUGCUACUGUUUUUGCUUCGCUGCGAGAAUUUCCUUCAGUGCGGUACCGUGCUGCUAAAUCCCUUGAUCCCACUACAAUGACCACAUUCCGUGACCUAAUUCCGACAAAGCUUGCUGCCGGUGUUUGGAAUUGUCUUAUGAAAUAUAAAGCUAGUCUACCUAAUUACCCUCAAACAGAAACAUGUGAAUUGCUUAUUCUUGAUAGAUCUGUAGAUCAGAUUGCUCCGAUAAUACAUGAAUGGACGUAUGACGCCAUGUGUCAUGAUCUGCUAUACAUGGAGGGAAAUAAAUAUGUGCACGAGGUUCCAAGCAAAACUGGGGUACCUGAGAAAAAAGAGGUCCUUUUGGAGGAUCACGACCCUAUCUGGCUAGAGCUUCGACAUGCACACAUAGCAGAUGCUAGUGAACGGUUGCAUGAUAAGAUGACAAACUUUGUCACAAAGAAUAAAGCAGCACAAAUGCACCAUGGUGCCAGAGAGGGCAGUGAGUUGUCUACCCGUGAAUUGCAGAAGAUGGUCCAAGCAUUGCCUCAAUAUAGCGAGCAAAUUGAAAAACUCUCUCUGCAUGUUGAUAUUGCUGGAAAGAUUAACAGAAUUAUAAGGGAAUCAGGACUAAAAGAACUUGGGCAAUUGGAGCAAGACCUUGUUUUUGGAGAUGCUGGGACCAAGGAUGUCAUCAAUUUCCUGAGAAUGAAACCAGAUGUGACACGUGAGAAUAAGCUGCGGUUACUGAUGAUUUAUGCUGCUGUUCAUCCUGAGAAGUUUGAAAGUGACAAACUUACAAAAAUAAUGGAGCUGGCUAGAUUGCCACAGGAAGAUAUGAAUGCAGUAUAUAACAUGAGAUUGCUUGAGGGAGCCACAGAAAGCAAAAAGAGCUCUAUUGUACCAUUUUCCCUGAAAUUUGAUGUUCACAAGAAGAAACACGCUGCUAGAAAGGAUCGGGCUGGUGAAGAAGUGCAAUGGCAAUUAUCACGCUUCUACCCCAUGAUAGAGGAACUUCUAGAGAAAUUGCAUAAAGGAGAGCUUCCCAAGAAUGACUAUCCGUGUAUGAAUGACCCAAGUCCAAGUUUUCAUGGCACCUCUCAUAGUGCAUCAGUUCGAACGGGUGAUACUCCGACUGCACAUUCAGUAAGAUCAAGACGGACAGCGACAUGGGCCCGUCCCCGAAACUCUGAUGAUGGCUAUUCAAGUGAUUCAGUUCUGAGGCAUGCAUCUAGUGACUUCAAGAAGAUGGGUCAAAGAAUCUUUGUAUUCAUAGUUGGCGGGGCGACUAGAUCAGAGGUGCGAGUUUGCCAUAAGCUAACUACAAAGCUGAAGAGGGAAAUAAUUCUCGGCUCAUCUAGUCUUGAUGACCCUCCACAAUUCAUUACAAAAUUGAAGCUCAUGACCGCAUCUGAACUCUCGUUGGAUGAUCUUCAGAUAUGA
Molecule: messenger RNA, 2352 nt
Organism: Oldenlandia corymbosa var. corymbosa
Lineage: Eukaryota; Viridiplantae; Streptophyta; Magnoliopsida; Gentianales; Rubiaceae
Source: the annotation of a GenBank genome assembly